GAUCUACAAAAAUGGCGACGCAUAUAACGCGAGGGGAACUCCCGAGUUUGAGCUCAAGAAGUUAAGGUUUAGACAAUUAUUUACAAUGAAUGAAGUAGACGACGCUAGUUCUAUGAAGGAAGAGGGAGAAUUAUCUGACGAGGAAGAAUAUGAUGACUCUAGACGUGACCGAAAUUUUGACAGAAAAAAUAGACAUUUAGAACCCCCGAGAAGGGAUAGGCAGAGAAGUCCACCAUCUUGGUCAAGAUGCACUAGACAGUCCGACGAGUUAGAUUAUCGUUACAGGCAUGGAAGAGAUGAAGUGGGGUUUUGGGCACCACCGGUUGGCAUGUGUCCACCACCACCACCUCGUCCCCCCAUGCACUUCUAUGACAGUUUACCCAGACCUCAUGCUCCACUGCCAGGUAGCCCCCGAAGCUUGAGGAUUCACCCGUUAGAUUAUGGAAGAGAUAGACCGCCCCAUCGUGCUGACGAUUUUAGGGACUCCUACCCUUCAUCAUAUCAAUCUAGGAAAAACUGGAGAUUCAAUAUUCGUCAGGGACCAGAAAAAUUUAAAAGAAGAAACCAGGAUUCUGAUGAGGGAAACUUUGAGGAGCUGCUGGAGAAAUAUCGCACAAUACAGAAGCAGCUUGAAAACCUGGAAGAGGAGGAAGGGGAGACAACUAGCACUGGUUCUCUCACUGCAGGCUCCGAGAAGCCAAAGGAGCAGAGUGUCAAGGAUGGCAAGACAGGGGAGGGGCCAGCUAAGAACACUGACCAGGCAGGGGGGGUCAUCGUUAUUGACGCCUCGCCAGAAAAGGUUGAGAAGAAUGCUGACAGCCUUGAAAAUUCAGGGAAAAAAGAACAGGGUGUGGAAGAGGAAGAAGAGGAGUUGGAUUUGGAUGAGCUGAGGAAGAUUGCUCUAGCUUCAGCUGGGGCUCGAGCCAACAAGACAACCAGUAAAGCAGAACCCAACAAAACACCGCCCGUAAAUGGGGGUCCAGGAAAGAAGGUCAGCCCUAAGUCUUCAGGAAGUAGGAACACGAAAAGUCAGAGCUCUCGAGUCAGAGACACCCCACGGAGACAGAUACAGACCCGGUCCAGUGAUAGAUCAGAUCGGAGGCGAUCUGUGUCAGGAAAAGAUAGUCAACCUUCUAGGUCACCUAGAAAAGUUCAACAAAGGCGAUCCAAAAGUAACGACAGAAAAAAGACACUGGCGAAAAAAGACAAUGAGUUUGAAAAACAAGAAAUUGAGCGUAUACUCUCCCUGACGGAUACUGAUGAAAAGAUUGCUCGAUUCCUUCAGCUGAUUAACCACAGGAGCAAGUUGAAGGCCAAGGCUACAGGAAGCAAGUCCUUGGAGGUGAAGGCCAACAGUGUGCAGCUGCAGGACAACUACGAGGAGGUGGAGAUGGAGAUUGACAGCAGCGAGGAGUCCAACAUGGCCAACAUGGAGGGCGGUGUGGGGCUGGAGGAGUUCCAGUCAGACCCAGACUUUCAUAUCGCAAUGAAACCAGUGACUUUAGAGCUACCGGAUCCUGUCCUACUUCCGUCAUUCUAUGGCCAGCUUCCACAGCAGUGGCUUCCACAAGGUCAGGAGCUCCCGUUCAUGGUGCCCCCACCCCCGCCCCCUCCCAUCACCAUGGGUCCAAUCCCUCCCCCUCCCCUGCCAGCUGACCCACCCCCUCCCGUGCCCCCGCCUCCAGAAGCCCCUCCCCUCCCUGAAGGUCCUCCUCCCCCUGAAGAUGGGAUGGCGCCUCAACCUCCACCUCCCCCUCCACCGGUUGUUGAUGCAGAGGAAGAGGGAGAUGAGGCUGCGUUAUUGCGAGCACAGUUGUUGAAGUCAUUGGCGAUGAAGAAAAAGCAAGCAUCUGUUGAGCCUCAGGCACCAACUCCUCCAGUGAAGCCGGCCAGUAACGAAGCAUCGCCGUCCACCUCUCGCAGCCAGUCUCCGUCUCUGCAUGUCCUCACCACACACAAAACCAACAAACCAGCCAAGAAACAAGCUCCAUCCAUCUUCACUCCUCUGCCUGUACAUAAACCAGUGGUGAUUCCGCUAGAGAACUCGUCUGAUGAAGACGAGACUCCAUCACCUGUCCGCAUCAACCCCAUGUCCUUUCUUCUGGGAGAUCUGGACAGUUUCCUCAAGGCUGCUCGCAAGUCAGUGGAGGAGAAUGAUACCAAGGCCAGUACGGACAAGCCACGGGAGACGAAGAUGCAGCAGGUGAUGAAGAUCCAGGAGAUCCAGCAGUGCGAGGCCAAUCUUACCCGUCAGAGGCAAGCCAUCAUCAAAGAUCAGGCCAACCUCAAGAUGCUGAUCACAAGGGCUUCCAAGUAUUUGCGGAGUGCACGCCUUGCUGAGGUCAAAGUUGAACAGCUGAAGGAGCAGCUGACAGCUGCGGAGAAGAUUGUGGUGGCAAAUAAACAACAGCUGGAGAAGACGAAGUCACAGGCUAAAAGUGUAAAGGAUCGACUGUUGGAUAAAAAAGAGAAGUUCAAGGAAGCUGAACAGAAUGUAUUUAACCUUGGAAAAGCAUUUUAUGGACCCAACUAUAAACCAAGAGUGGUCACUGUGGAAACAGGAGACAAGAAGAAGGGAGAUAAUCUGUCUGUAACUGUUUUCAAUGAGAUGUCUGUUAAAAAGAAAAAGAUCACUACAGCAACAAAAGAAAACGCACCCCCAACAAAACCACCUCCAACAAAACCACCUCAGAAGAAACCUGCCGAGUUUAUUGCCAAAGAGAAAGAGAGGUUGAAAAAACUGGAAAAGGAGUAUGCAGAGAAGAUCCGGCGUCUGAAGGAAGCUCAGGGUAUAUCUGUAGUCAAGGACCAGGAACCUAAAGCUAAGUCUCCCGUGUUAAAGAAGACAAAAACGGAACAUUUGACACAGGAUCUUGAAAAAAUUCGUCUGGAUUCUGAAGAUGUACCUGACAUUGUUGACAAUAAACCCAGGAGACGUUCACUGAUUGAACUGAAUCCCAGCAAUAAACCAAACAUACCUUUGUCUUCCACUGAGAAAGAUAUCAAAAUUCUGAACGGAGAAAAGUGCAAAGAAGACCCACAAAGGCCAGCAUUUGUUAUGCCGACUGGGCAGCAGUUGGCAAACCUGAGGAAGCUGCAGAAUGAGAAGAUGGAGAGGAUAUUAAAAAUCCAGAAAUCCACGACAACAAGUUGGUGCCGCCGUGUCGGGGCAUACACAGCACUCAUGGCACAGCUGAAGGAGAUACCGAAGCUGAAGAUUUCUAAGAAGGGAAAUGCCAAAUCAAAUGGUGACAAGAACAGGCAGAUUGAUCUCACCUACAAAAGUCCCCUACUGUCUUUCAGAGCGUAUAGGUUCAGUCCAUACUACAGGACCAAAUCCAACAAAACCAUAUCCUCCAUCACAUACUCCAACAAGAUCAACCCAAGGAAGAUCUUGUGUACCUACGACCUCCAUGGCCGCUGUAACGAUGACAAGUGUACUGGCCAACACGAGCGAGACUUCAAGUUGUCAGAACGAGAGGUGCUUGUGGAUUUGUUGUCCUACUGUCCCAAACUGGCCGGGGUCAAGGACACUUCUUCACAAGACUGUGCCAAGUCUAUAGGUACUUACAUAGAUAAUCUAGUCCGUCAACACGAGGGUCAGAUGACCUCUGAUCAGUUGUGUCUCCUGCUUGCAUCCAGAGUCACAGAAGAAGCCAACAAAAACCGUCCACAUACCAUGUUCUUUGAUCCUCGGAUAUGGAAACCUGCCCAGGACCAACCAGAGAGACAGGAAACAGUGUCAGAGUUCAAGGGCAAAGGGUCAAGGUCGUUAGAAUUUCUGAACAAUCCAAGUCCACCUGACCGAGACAACAUCUUGUGUGACGAGGAUGUACGCUACUAUGGUGGCAAUAACACUGAAAUCCAAACAAUGGAGACGGCUGUGAUGGAGAACCCUCAGGAUGUUCCGUUGUGGCUGAAACUGGCCCAGAGGAAGCUGGGAGCAGACAACUCUUCAGAAGCCAACUUGGACCAGGCCCUGAACGUGUUGGCACGUGGACUGGAGUCAAACAAGGACAGUGCGGUCUUGUGGCACCGAUAUCUGUCUCUGUAUCAGUACCAUCGGGAUGCUGGAGACCUCCCUCAACUCUGCCAGAUGGCUCUGCAGCAUGCUCCCUCAUACCAAAUAUGGCAAUUGUAUGCUGAGACUGUUAGCAACUUCCAGAGGAGGGAUGAGAUUUGUGAGAAGACCCUGGAGUUCCUGAGGACCAGAUCCACAGAUAUCCCUGUGAGCAGACAGUCACACCAGAUCCUGGAAACACUGUUGUACAAGACAACUCUAGUUGUGCAGUCGGGGAGGUACAAGACUGGACUCACAUACUUACAGACUGUCCUGAAGAAGUCCGGUGAAGAUGGUCUGUUGCUGCUUCUGGAGCCAGAAGAUCGGUGCGUCCUGUGGAUCUCCUACAUCCACCUCCUGGAGUUCCAUCAGCUGCCCCAGCAGCUCUUUGACCCGGCCAACCAGAACCCAGGCAAAGUCCUGUCCAAGACCAGCUUAUGGAUCUCGUGGGAGAUGAAGGAUGAGCUGAUAACACCACUGCAGUCUCUGGUGGGCAACUUCUGGGACGGUGUAGAAGCAUGUGGGGGCGUGCAGAACCAACACUGUGUGCCCCUCCUUCAGAGUCUGGUGCACCUACUCAAGUCUCAGUCAAGAGAUAAGCCAAGAUGGGAGGAUGCCUGCUCUACAUGUCGUAAAAUCCUGGAGUUGAACCCGGACCUGGUUGACAUCUGGCUGUUGGCUGGCGACCUGUACGCUGCGUGCAAGGAGCUGGAAGGAACUAGACAUAUAUUCAACGAAGCAACAUCGGCGCACCCCUUCAGUGCCAAGCUCCACUUCUACAUGGCCAACUUUGAGCUGUCUCAGGGGAGUGUCGACCGGGCCCUAGAGUCUCUCGAGCAAUUUGUCAUCCGCCACUUUGAUGUGGACAUGAAUGAUCCUGGCUCCUGUGAUCCCAACAAGCUCUUCUGCACCCUGUUGGGCCUGCCAGCACCUUUCAAGAGUAAGCCACCGGUGUUGAAGAAAGAAGUUAAUGGACAUGUAGAAGCAAACAAGUUAUACUACUGGCUGACAUACAGCGUGCUGCUGGAGCUGCAGGGAGACACCCGGGAGUGUGUGGAGGUGUUUGAGACAGUGUUGUCAUCUUGCUACAAGGCAGAGGACCUCAAAACUCUCUGGAUCAAUUACCUGGAAUACCAUCACCGGCAACUAGAGGGUGCAGUGAGCAGUGAUGUGCGCCUGCGUGAGGUAUUUGACUUGAUGGUACGGAGUUUGUCAACUGUUCCCACCAAGUUCCCCGUCCCCUUCUCAGAUGAUGGUGCUACCUGGAGGGACUAUCGUCAGGUCAACAAGAUGAUCCACACGUACCUCACCAUGAUGUCCAGAGAGGAAAGACUGGCUGCUCUGGAGAAGUUUGUCGAAAUAAUGCCUUCAAAUGUUGACCUCGUCAUUAGGAGUGUGGAGGAGGCAGUGCUUGGGAAGGAGUACCAGCGUGCCCGCAGUCUCUACAACACACUGCUGUGGGAAGGAGUGGCCAGUGUCCAUCUGUGGAAGAUGGUACUUGGUCUUGCUCAGAGGCAGGGAUCUGUGAAAGAGAUGGAGAAGCUCUACGUGAAGGCUGUGCGAGCUCUGCCUAUGGCAGUGACUAUGUGGAAAGAUUUCCUGCUGUUCGAGGUGACGGAAGGAAGUCAGGCGACGGUUCAACAGAUUCUAGCUCACUGCACCAGCAUUGGGCUGAACAUCGCUGGAUUUGUGGCAACAAUAUCACCUUCUCAGUGAGAGCUACAAAUAGCUGGCCAUGUUGGAACUACGGGACCUUUCACCCCUUGAACCUGGAGGUCUGUGUAUUGACCUUGGGCCAGUAUCAUGACCUUCAAACAAGGUCAAACCCAUAGCACUCAUGAGUUCGUCAUUUGUACUUCUCUCUUAUGGAGACAGUAUCGCAGUGAGUAUUUUGAUGCCUUGACAUGGGAGAAGUACUAUAGUCAGUUGAAACAAUUGUUCUUAUAUCAUUAAAAGAUAAUUGGUAUUCAUUGGUUCCAUGAAACUGAAGUGUUGCCAGAAAUGAAUAAGAGUAACUUU
Haliotis rufescens (red abalone) is the source of this 6079-nucleotide messenger RNA. Its product is annotated as zinc finger C3H1 domain-containing protein-like. Bases 86 to 5776 code for a protein of 1896 amino acids. NCBI's taxonomy places the organism in Eukaryota, Metazoa, Mollusca, Gastropoda, Lepetellida, Haliotidae. Gene Ontology annotation, biological process: RNA processing. The record is from RefSeq and is a predicted model, not a curated record. Gene Ontology annotation, cellular component: nucleus; exosome (RNase complex). The transcript is spliced from 35 exons. Gene Ontology annotation, molecular function: protein binding.